Molecule: messenger RNA, 3074 nt
Organism: Anastrepha ludens (Mexican fruit fly)
Lineage: Eukaryota; Metazoa; Arthropoda; Insecta; Diptera; Tephritidae
Product: LIM and SH3 domain protein Lasp
Exons: 6
Coding region: 3-2267 (754 amino acids)
Biological process (GO): regulation of transcription by RNA polymerase II
Cellular component (GO): nucleus
Molecular function (GO): DNA binding; protein binding
Source: RefSeq, a predicted model, not a curated record
CCAUGUUGCCACAACAAUAUUGCUUGCGAUGGAAAUAUCAUCACAGCAACUUACAGACGAUGUUCUCACAGCUGCUGGAUCGUGGCUGCUUCUGCGAUGUCACGUUGGCCUGCGAGGGACAGCUAAUUCGCGCUCAUCGCGUCGUGUUGUGCGCCUGCAGCAGCUUUUUUGACACAGUGCUGACCAAUUACGCCAGCGAGCGUGACCCGAUCAUCAUCAUGAAGGAUGUAACAUUCGCCGAUGUGAAGUGUCUGAUUGAAUUUAUGUACAAAGGCGAAAUAAAUGUGGAACAUGCAAAUUUGGCAUCACUCUUAAAGACUGCAGAUGAUCUCAAAAUAAAAGGUUUGGCGGAAGUUUCGUGGCGUGAUGACGACGACGGUCCACCGCUGCCCACUGCUGCUACCGAGUUUCACUCACCCACACUCGUGCACGACUUGUAUGGCUCCCGUCACGAACAGCAGCGUGCAGGUUCGCCGAGUCUGAUGGAUCAGCAACAACUACAACCACAACAACUGCAACGCGAACGAAAGCUGUCAUCGCCGAAGGUUUCUGCUCCUGCGCAACAGCGUUUGCCCACCCUAACGCCUAUACCGUCUACGAGUAGCGUUUCAAUGGCGGCUGCUGCGGCCGCCGCUGCUGCAGCUGCUGUGGCGUCAGUCGCAUCGCCGGCGGAACAUUACUUGGGGCCGAAACGCAAGCGUGGCCGUCCGCCACUCGACGAUGCCUACGAUGUAUUCAAUGUUCGAAAGCUGGCGCACUAUGGCAACCACAUUGAUGCGCAUCAUCAUCAUCAGCAUCAAGCUUACUUGGAGGCGCAGCGGCAUUACAACGAUGAGCAACGUCGCCUUGCUGUAAUUUCACCUAUACCGCCGCCUUCGGUGUCAUCUGUCGCAGCUGCGGCCGCCUACCACCAACACAUCCAGCAGCAACAACAUAAUAAGCGCAUGCGCCAAUUGCAACGCCAACAACAACAACAACACCAUAAUCACCACCACCACCACCAUCAGCAGCAGCUGCAAGCAGAAGCGGACGAAGCGGAACAGGAUGAUGUGCAAGCCGACCCUGAAUGGAUUACCAGCAAUUUGGAGGUGAACGUAGGUGCUGACGGCGAUAGUGAGCCAGCUAUGGAGUGCGGCAGUGAAGCCGCCUUGGCAAAGGAACAAAAGUCGGAAGUUGUUGAGGAAAAGGAAACAAAUCGCAUAGGGAAAAUAGAUGCAAAGAAGCGGAAGGAACGCUCCUCGGAGGAACACGAAAAACUGCAGUCACAUGAACGCUCGCUUACGCGUAAACGUCCAAGCGCUGAGGAGCGCGACGAUAGCAACGUAGAAAAUAGCGAGCAUGGGCGGGACGAACAGCAGUCACGUGAACAUAUCACGCAAAACGAAAUGCCUGAGCAACCGCCGGAGCGCUUAGCCACCGCUGAGGAGGAGGACGAACAAAAAGCAAUUGUUGUUGCUAGUGUGCCGCAGCCAGUUGAAGAAAUGGAAAGCGUGCGACAAUCCGCGGAGAAGACUAACAGCGCUUCUGCUAAUAAUGCAGCAACCAGCUCGAGUGGGUCACAUAAGCGCACGAGUAUCAGCAGCGACCAAAUCGCGCCACCACCUUCGCUACAUCACACGGCGCAUGCCUAUAGCAAAUAUGUGCCCGAGGGCUAUCUGCUGAACGAGCACGGCAUGCUGAUGACGCACGAUUUCGUACAUGCGCCCACCGCUGCCAUACCGUCGACGGGUGCAACGACGUCUUCGUCGAGCAGCACAACAGCUGCGGCUGCGGCAGCGGCGGCGGCAGCUGCUAACGGCAACGACCAAGACUAUGUGGAUAUAAAAAUGGAAGAGUACGACGGCACUGAUUUGCGCUUGACCACCGAAGAAAUGUCCGAGUGGCAGGAUGUGAUUAAAAUGGAUGACUAUUUGGCCAAAGGACGACGACCGCAAUUCUGGGAAGAGCCAUUCACACGACGUGUAUUGGAUGCUAUCAAAAAUAAACGACUGGAAAUGAAGAAAGCUGCACGCAUUUUGGGGGUGUCCUAUGGCACUUUGUAUGGACGAUAUCGAGAGGUUUAUGGAUGCUUGAAACACCCCUAUAGCAGCACUACUUUUCGUCCCACGCAAUCAAACCAGUUAGCCGUGCAGCCGCGUUUCGACAUGGUCUGGCCUUCUCCUAAACGUGACAGCGGCCUAUUGCCCGGCCAGUUGGGUAGGUCUGACGAAAUCGGUAAAAUACGUCCAAAGGAUCUAAGUGAACUAUGGACGAGGCCCCAAAUUUGAAAAAAACCACAACUAAAGAUUGCAACCUGUAAAUAAAUUAGCUCUUCACUAGUAAUAAGCGAGUGUUGUUGUCUGCAGUAGAGCUGUAGAGUAGAGGAAAAGUGUUACUAGACUAUUCUUAAUUUAUUCAUAAUUUUUGUAUUUCUUUCAAUUGCUUUACUAUCAAACAAGAACACACAUAAGUAUUUACAUACGUACACAUCUGAAUAUCCAUUAAGAAGAAAUUAUUAUUAGGCUUAAGCAUGGAAAAAGACAUUGAAAAAGACACGUAAAAGUUGUAAGUUUAGUGUGAGGCUAGUUUUAGUUGUUCCCAAUCGACACACGCACAUAAAAAGUGGCGUACGUAAUUGUAUUUUUAUAGGACGAGUGCUGCUUACAUGAAGUGAAGGAGUGAAGGUACUGAAGUAGUUAUUGAUUUGUUUAGAUUUACUGCAUAAAUCGUAAUUUUUAGCUAAAUCAUAUUGAAAAUUUGAAUAACUUAAAGUAUAAGUGCAAAGGAUUAAAUUAAAUUAAUGUAUUUAAUUAGCAAAUAAAAUUCUUGAAAUGAUUGUCGAGGCAAUUUGUUAAAUUUGGUCGCGUAUUACUUGUUUGCAAUGUUUUUUGUAGUUAAAUUCAAAUUAACUGACUAGAAAAGUUUGUAUUUUUAGACAACAUAAAAAAUACAUUUAUGUAAUAUAGAUUUAAGAUGCUGUAAAUAGUCGAUUAAUGCAAAUAAUGCAAAAUACUUUUUAUUAUAAUAUAAACUUUCAAGAGCGGAUACAACAAAACUUGACGACUAAAUGUGUGUUGGUAUGCUUAUAAUUAAUA